AACGAACAUUAAUUUUGAAAACCUUUAACGGAAGUAAGCUGCAGGUUAUGUGGUCUCGUUUUUAAGCAACAUUUGGUUUACCUUCUGAACAAGUGACAGGUUUACAGGAGGAACUUUUUUUUCCUAGCUUCGCCUUCUCCUCUUCAUCAUGGAGGCUCGAGCACAUUUCUCCCGGGAGGAAAUUAACAGCACGGUGUGGGAAGUCCCGGAGAAAUACGCACGGCUCAAACAGAUAGGGACCGGGGCGUAUGGUACUGUGUGCUCAGCAAUAAAUGAGAAGACUAAAGAGAAAGUGGCCAUCAAGAAGCUCCACAGGCCCUUCCAGUCCGAGAUCUUUGCCAAGAGGGCCUACCGAGAGCUCCGACUGCUCAAACACAUGAAGCAUGAAAACGUGAUAGGACUUCUUGAUGUGUUUUCACCUGCCUCAAGCCUUGAAGAAAUCCAGGACUUCUACCUGGUGAUGCCUUACAUGUUUACUGACCUGUCAAAGGUGCGAGGUCAUCUUACAGAAGACAAAGUCCAGUUUCUCGUCUACCAGAUGCUCUGUGGACUCAGGUACAUUCACAAGGCUGGAAUCAUCCACAGGGAUCUUAAGCCUGGAAACUUGGCUGUAAACCAAGACUGUGAACUGAAGAUCCUGGACUUUGGGUUGGCUCGCAGUACUGAUGCUGAGAUGACAGGCUACGUGGUGACACGUUGGUACCGGGCACCUGAGGUCAUUCUGAACUGGAUGCACUACACCCAGACUGUGGACAUCUGGUCUGUGGGUUGUAUCAUGGCAGAAAUGAUCAAUGGAAAAACCCUUUUCAAAGGGAGAGACUACAUGGACCAGCUGACUCAGAUCAUGAAAGUGACUGGAGUACCUGGAGCAGACUUCAUACAGAAGCUGGACAGUCCAGAGGCCAAAACCUAUGUGAAGGCCCUUCCUCGCUAUCCCAGAAAAGACUUCUCAACAUUGUUCCCCAGAGCCAGUGCAAUGGGUAUCGACCUGCUGGAGAAGAUGCUGGUUCUGGAUGGAGACGAGAGACCCACAGCCGAACUAGCUCUGGAGCACCCAUAUUUUGACAGCCUCAGGGACCCAGACGACUUACCUAAACCUGCGCCAUAUGAUGACAGCUAUGACAACGCCACAUUGUCCUUGGAUGAGUGGAAGCGGUUAUGCUUCAGAGAGGUGAACAGCUUUGUGCCAUUCCCACGGCGGGACUCCAAGAGAAAAAACACGCUGACUAUAUCUCCGUGACCUGACGAAUGUCUUGUAGUGCUGAUGCCCUGACCUACACAGCAUACAGCCUAUGGUGCCCUUGUAAAUUCCAACCAUGGAUUCACUUUCUUUCUUUUACCCUGGAUAUAUUUAGAUUUUGAAGAGUGGUUAUUUCGAUUAUUUUGUGCAAUUGUUUCCCAAGUGUGGAUUGCUCCUUAUGUUACAUACUCCCUAUCAGUGAAUUUUGCGUUUUGCAAAUCUAUUGUGACCAAAUGUCACAGGAUUUACUGUAAUAUUGUUUUACAAUUAAACAAUAAGACAAGAUGUGUACAACGUUUUGUUUUUGCGGCAAAUAAUAAAUGUUGGUGCCCGAGAUUGACUGAAGACUGGCCUCACUAAUAGCCAACUAAAAUCUAUUGUAAUUAAAAUUAGUGCAGUCUUGACGUAAAAAUACAAAAGUUUAUACGUUAUUCAUUAAAAUGGAGAAAAGGGAGAAAGUCUGGAUUUUGCCAAUGAAUGCCCUGAAGACCGGACCAGCAAAGACCAAAAAUAAUUAGCAGUUAACUGUGUGAAUCUCCAAUAUGUAACCAGUGUCAGCUUGGAUAUGUGACCAUGAAGGUGUGUAUGAUGCUUAAAACGCAACUAGUUGUUUUACACUUGUCUCUGCUUGUAUCACUUUGUAGUUCUUUACUUAAUUACUAAAAUAACUUAACACAA
Etheostoma cragini (Arkansas darter) is the source of this 1918-nucleotide messenger RNA. RefSeq names its product mitogen-activated protein kinase 13 (gene mapk13). Gene Ontology annotation, molecular function: MAP kinase activity; ATP binding. Gene Ontology annotation, biological process: protein phosphorylation; intracellular signal transduction. Lineage: Eukaryota; Metazoa; Chordata; Actinopteri; Perciformes; Percidae. The record is from RefSeq and is a predicted model, not a curated record. The transcript has 12 exons. Gene Ontology annotation, cellular component: nucleus; cytoplasm. The coding region runs from base 149 to 1240 and encodes 363 amino acids.